This is a messenger RNA of Cooperia oncophora, 738 nucleotides long. The record is from the annotation of a GenBank genome assembly. NCBI's taxonomy places the organism in Eukaryota, Metazoa, Nematoda, Chromadorea, Rhabditida, Trichostrongylidae.
AUGUUUAGGUAUCCCCGAGAUUGUCGAGGAAUCGGUGAUGUUUGGAAGACGAUCGCGUCCGAAUUACCACCGCACUGGUUCCAUUUUGGUGCACCUGUGACUCGAAUUGAUACAAGGGCAAAAACGGUUCAUCUCAGCAAUGGAAGAUCCACCGAAUACGACUACGUAAUCUCGACGAUGCCUAUUGUAGAACUGAGCAAAAUGACGUCACUUGGUCCAAAGAUCAAUUUGAGGCAUUCGAAGGUUGUCCUUGUCGGAAUCGGUAUGCGACGGCCUCAACCAGAAUUCACCGAACAACUUUCUUGGCUUUAUUUUCCCCAACCAGAGAUCAUUUUUUACAGGUGUACAUUCUUGUCCAAUUUCAAUGAACGACUCACACCAAAUGCUGUGCUUUUCUGGUCUGUACUGGUGGAGAUUGGCAUGGACUCAAGUGAACAUUUUGAUGAGGACACAAUGGUAGACCGCACUAUCAAAGAUCUGGUGGAGCACGGCAUAAUCUAUCCAACAAGCAGAAUAGAAUCUACAUGGGUGCAUGUUCUUCCGUAUGGAUAUCCCAUUCCAACAUUGAGUCGAGAUGAAGAAUUACGAAAAGCUCACAAAGCACUCGAAAUAGCGAACAUCUACUCUCGCGGAAGAUUUGGUAGCUGGCGAUAUGAGGCAGCUAAUCAGGAUCAUAGCUUUACUAUGGGCUCGGACGUGAUCGAUAGAAUCGUCUACGGCGCAGAGGAAACCCUCUGA